Alnus glutinosa is the source of this 1627-nucleotide messenger RNA. RefSeq names its product F-box protein At4g00755-like. The coding region runs from base 286 to 1380 and encodes 364 amino acids. The transcript is spliced from 7 exons. Gene Ontology annotation, molecular function: protein binding. Lineage: Eukaryota; Viridiplantae; Streptophyta; Magnoliopsida; Fagales; Betulaceae. The record is from RefSeq and is a predicted model, not a curated record.
UUAUGAGAUGUACCCUUUUAUUUUUGUUUUCCCCUGGUGGCUUGGACUCUCCAUGCCCUUCCCGAAGCUAAACCUCCUCCGUGUUGGCUUCCUUAGCAUCUCUCUGCGUGGCUUUAGAUCCGUCUCUUCUCUGCGAAAAAAAAGGUUUUCGUUGUGAAUCAUGUUUUAACUUGUAACGAAGCCUACUUAUCAAAAGUUGUAACGAAGUCUUGAAUCAUCGUUAGUUUGCUAAUUAAUGACCGAAAAAAGGUUUCCAGUUGCUAGAAGGCUUCAAUAAUUGUUAAUAUGCCAAAAAUGAAUAAUGGACGUGACUUCAUACAAUGGCUUGAACCUGACAUGUCGAUAAAGAUUCUCACCCAUUUGGAUGACCCAUCUGACAUUGUCCGUGCUAGUUCUGUUUCGAGUGCUUGGCACCGAUUUGUGAUUGAACAUGGCCUUUGUAAGCAGCUCUGCUUGAAAUGGUUUCCUGAAAUAUCUAGUGCUACACACAUUAUUGAAGUCAAGACCAUGAUAGAACCUGUGAAACUCAGCAUUGAUGAUUCUACAGAAUGGGAACGCCUUAAGAGGGAUCAUAGAGUAUAUGCCUUCUUAGCCCGAGGUCUGACCCCUUACAUAAGAAAUGAUUGCAUAUCAGACCCCAUUAGUGCAUCAAGCACUGAUAAUUACCCUGACGAAAGCAUACAGAAUACCUUGGAUGCAAGGGAUAGAGUGGGGCACAGAGCUUUAUAUUGGUCUAGUAAAGGGGAAAGUGAUCCCAGUGUUCCUGAGGCAUUAAUCUAUAAGUUGGUUGCCAAAUUCUGUGUUGUUACCGAAAUCCAUGUUCAACCAUUCCAAGCAUAUUUUCAGUAUGGCCUCCCUAUAUAUUCACCUGAGGCUGUUCGAUUUAGAAUGGGCUAUCCCAGAAGUCCAUUGAACUUGCAUGCUGACAUCAGACAUGCUUUGUUAGCUGCUCACAGUUGGAUGGAUGAUGAGUUUGUUUGGACAUAUACUUCACCAGAAUUUCCAAUGGCUCAGGAGAAUUUCUUGCAUAAGUUCAAGUUACCAGAACCUGUUAUUUGCAUUGGAGGGAUUCUGCAGGUCGAGCUACUGGGUCGAGUUCAGAGACAAGAAAUGGAUGGAUUAUAUUAUAUAUGUGUCUCCCAUGUUCAAGUUGUGGGACAACCACUCCUACCGCCAUUUGAUAUUGAAGUACUUGGUACCUCGGGAAUAUGUUCCUUAAAAUACAACCCCGAGACGCAGAGUUGCAUGUCUUCAACCCAAUCAACUGAGGGAGAGGCAAGUACUCCUUCCCGCUUGCGUACAUUCACUGAAAGACUGUUGCAGCUGCUAGGGAACGGGGCAGCUGACGAUGAGUCGGACGGGGAGGAGCCAUCAGCCUAAGUUGUAAUAACGACUUAAUUCUCCAUUUGUUUUCUAUUGUUUAUAUAAAUCCAGCUGUGUCUGGACUCUGGACAGUACUAUCAUAUACUUGGAUGGUGUUGAUCAGUGGAAACGAUUGUAUUGAUGCAAAUUAGUGUCUUUAGAAUUGGAGUCAUUCAUCAAGGUGUGUAUAGGGCGGUCUUUGACCCAUUCGCCCAAUGGUUGAAAUAAGGUCAUGAGAAAUGGUAUGCCUUGUACAAUUUUGAUU